GGCGGCUGCGAGCCGAUCAGUAGCGAAGAGGAAAAAAUGAAUAAAUAAAUAGAUGGAGACAACACCAUCAUUAAGUUUUUGUGAUAAAGUUACUCACAAGAAAAUACAGGACCAGAAGGUGUCACCUGCCACCUCAGUACCAGCAGAGGUAGAUGUGGUGGUGUUAGGGGGUGGGUCCCUAGGUUGCAACGCCCUCUAUCAUCUGGCCAAACUCGGCAUCACUAAUACUGUCCUCCUUGAAGCCCACCAGCUAACUGCAGGGACAACAUGGCACACAGCAGGGCUAUUGUGGAGGUUGAGGCCAAGCGAUUCAGAUAUCCACCUCAUCAACACAACGCGAAAGCUUCUCCUCAGACUAGAAGAGGAGACGGGCAUCAACCCUGGGUGGAUCAACAAUGGUGGCCUUUUCAUUGCUUCAACUAAAGAGCGUCUGGAUGAAUAUAAGCGGCUCAUGACCAUGGGUAGGGUUUAUGGCAUUGAAAGCUACGUACUGGACCCAGCAGAGACCAAGAAACUCUACCCUCUCAUGAAUGUUGAGGACCUCUAUGGCACGCUCUAUUGUCCUGGUGAUGGAACAAUGGACCCUGCAGGCAUCUGCAAUGCCUUAACAAGGUGGGCAACACGUGCAGGGGCAUGUGUUGCAGAGAACUGCCCAGUUACUGACAUACGCACAGUGGAGACCAUUCUGGGUGGCAGGAAGGUGAGCGAGGUACACACCCCAUUUGGAGUCAUCAAGACUAAUGCAGUUAUCAAUGCAACAGGUUGUUGGGCAAAUGACAUCACAGGCUUGGUGGGUGUGGAAGUGCCAUUAGUAGCCAUGAAACAUGCAUAUAUAGUAACAGAGAAGAUCCCGGGUAUAGAGAACAUGCCCAAUGUACGAGACCACAACGCCUCAGUCUACCUAAGGCUGCAAGGGGAUGCUCUCUCUGUGGGUGGUUAUGAGAGCAACCCCAUCUUCCUUGACAGGCUGGAUAAGGAGUUCGCCUUUGGAUUGUAUGAGUUGGACUGGGACGUGUUCAGUGCACACAUCGAUGGGGCGGUGAACCGUGUGCCCGUUCUAGAAACAACGGGCAUCAAAUCCACUGUGUGUGGGCCAGAGUCAUUCACUCCAGACCACAAGCCAAUAAUGGGAGAGGACCCCAACGUCCAAGGUUUUUACCACUGCUGUGGAUUCAACAGCAGUGGUAUGAUGUUGGGUGGAGGCUGUGGAGACCAGAUUGCAAGAUGGGUGGCUUAUGGCCGCCCAGAUAUUGACAUGUUUGGCUACGAUAUCCGGAGGUUCCACCCACCCCUCAACAUCAACAAGGCGUGGGUUCUGGCCCGUUCCCAUGAAUCAUAUGCUAAGAACUACAGCAUCGUUUUUCCCCAUGAUGAGCCUCUAGCUGGUCGAGGACAAAGACAGUCGCCUCUUCAUCAGGUGCUGGCAGAUGAGGGUUGUGUUUUCCAGGAGCGACAUGGUUGGGAGCGACCUGGUUGGUUCAACCAGGAGCCAGCACCAACACAAACCUAUGACUGGUAUGGUGCUUACGACACCCCACCCAACAAUGAUAAUAGCUACAAGACUCUCCUCACAGCUGACUACUCUUUUGACUUUCCAUCUCAUCAUCACAUGAUCCAAAGAGAGUGCUUAAGAUGCCGUGAGACAGCUGCCAUAUUUGACAUGUCCUACUUUGGCAAGUUCUACCUGACGGGAAACGAUGCCCAGAAGGCUGCUGACUGGCUCUUCUCAGCAGAUGUGUCCCGUGCCCCAGGCACCACAGUCUAUACCUGCAUGUUAAACCACAAAGCUGGCAUUGAAGCAGAUCUUACUGUGAGUAUAUGUGAGGGGGGCCAAGGAUCAGCUUGUGAUCCCACCUUCGCAGGUAGGGGAUUCUACCUAGCUGCAGGUGGGGCAGCGGCACUCCAAAAUUUGGCCCAUGUUUUAAAAGAAGUGAGGACUCACCAGUGGGAUGUGGAAGUGUUGGACCACACUGAAAACAUGGCCAUGUUGUCUGUGCAAGGCCUUAACAGUAGGGCCAUUCUGCAGCAGGUUACUGAAGAAGACUUUAGUGAUGAAGCAUUUCCUUUCUCCACCCACAAAGUUAUUACUAUUGCUGGACAUAAAGUUCGUGCCCUCAGACUCUCUUUUGUUGGAGAAAUGGGCUGGGAGCUGCACAUUCCUAAUGCCUCAGCUGUUGCAGUCUAUGAGGCAGUGAUGGCUGCUGGGAAACCACUGGGCCUAGUCAAUGCUGGAUACCGAGCCAUCGACUCUUUGUCUUGUGAGAAAGGUUACCGCCACUGGCAUGCUGAUGUCCGUCCUGAUGAUACUCCUCUUGAGGCUGGUCUUGCCUUCACUUGCAAGCUCAAAACGGACACACAGUUCUUGGGCCGGGAAGCCUUGGAGCUGCAGAAGAGCAAAGGAAUUUCCAAGAAAUUGGUAACCUUUACCUUGGAUGACCCUUCACAGCCUCUGUGGGGCCUAGAGGGUAUCUGGCGUGAUGGAGAACCAGUGGGUCAUAUCCGCCGAGCAGAGUUUGCUUUCACACUAGGUCAGGCCAUUGCAUAUGGCUAUGUACAAAGGCCCAGUGGGGAGAAAGUAACCAAUGACUUCCUCAAAACUGGAACAUGGCAGCUGGAAUCUAUGGGGAAGAGUCUUAAUGCCACUGUCCACAUCCGCCCGCCGUUCGAUCCCAAGAACCUGAGAGUCAAAGGCAUUUAUGAAAGCAAAACAGUAAUCCAUACAUCAAAAGCUAUUGAGUAGCAGAAAUGUACAGAGCUCAAAGGCAGAUAUACCUUUUUAGUUAUAAAAAAGGUACUUAUCUCAGCAGGUUCUUGCACAAUAUAACUUGUCCUUUUCUAUUUUGUAUUUUAUUGUAAAAAGCCAUGAUUAAUUUACAUACUUUCAUUUCAUUUUUACAUCACUCAUCAUCAUUUUUGUAUAAUUGUUUGAAUUUUUACAUGCAAUGCCUACAAAUGCAAAGUAGUGAUGGUUGUAUAUUACAACCUAUUAACUCUGUGAUCCAAAAUACUGUACUCCCAGUGACCCUGUCAACAGGGUUCAUUAAUCAUAAAGAAAGAGGUAUCAUACAGUUAAAUAAUGAACUGUAUCUAAAUUUUCACAGGUGAAUUCUUGAAGAGAUAUUCACACCUGAAGGAAUCAUGUAGGUCAUUAGUUAAGUAGGGCAACUAAAAGAUAAUAGAAUUAUUUAGUAAAAAUUAUGGUUGUUUAAAAAUAUUUAACUUGUAUCUUUAAGAAUUAGUUUUCUCAGAGUUGUGUUAACUCAAAUACACCUUUGAUAUCUCUUUUUCACCAAUUCACAGGAAUGUCCUCUUUCACCCUUCUCAUUAUCUGUGUCUAUGAACAAAACUUGGUACUCUAGUCACUGGAAGGUGGUAAGGAAUAUUGUUAUUCUCUACUCCAAAUGUUAGAGUGAGUGAGGAGUGUUAAAAUAUGUGUACAAGAAAGGAAUUAGCAAAAUCUUAUGAUUAUUUUACUGUGGCAAAUGUUAUUUUCAUAAGGGAUUGAUAGCCUUACAUAGAGUACUGUAUAGGUGAGAUAACAUUUAUUGAAACCUAGUGUUAUGUAGGGGACAGAUUGAAUGACAUAGAACCCCAUAAUUAAAGGCUUGAUAUUGAAUCCUACACAAAGGUUUCCGUGAUAAAAGGAUAUCUUUAGAAAAAGGGGUGUGGUGAUAAAAUACAGCGAUAAUGCACAUACCUCAUUACUAUGUCAUGGGUUUGAGUCCUGGCUCCAAACACACAGGUUUUCUCGGGUACUCUAGUUUCCUCCUGUACUAUACUAACACUGAAAAUUUUAGGUCAUCACAAAAAGUAGACCAUCUGCCAAAAUGGCUAUUGAGCUGAUAAGUGGUGAAAGGAUAUUGGAUAUAUUAAAAUAAGGCUGCUGUGGUACAGGGGUAUGAUAGAUAGAACCCCACUUUAGGGUUCUUGCAGUGCAGGGAUGCCUACACACCUCGACCUAAGUUUAGUUUUUGUGUGGUAUCGCUGUUUUUCAUGCCAACUAUUUCAUGUUUGUUAGCAUUUCCCAAGAUUAUUUUUCAAAAUACUGUACACUGUGUAAUACAUUUAUUGUGUACUCAGGCCUGUAUUGUUAAAAAAUGUAGUACAGUAAACCCUUGCUAUUCGUGAGGGUCUGGUUCCAAGGAAUGGCGUGAAUUGGCAAAACCGCGAAUAGCACUACUGUAUACCUAUUCUGUGUAUAAAAAAAACCUAAGUCACCAAUAGUACUUACAUUCGUAUGUGGAAGUUUGGAGCUUGAUGAAGUGGUGUACUGUACAUAGGGAGGCAUCUGGUUACUGAAGUAUAGGGGGGAUCAUCAGGAUCACUGUUGGAAGAGGGUGAUGCACUGGUGGUUAGUGGAGAGGUGCGCGGCUGGGAGGACGAGGUUGGAGCCGUGACAGUAACAGCGGAGUGAGUGAGGGAGGGAGACAAAUUAGCUGGGCAAGCGGGUGGUUCUUUUUUUAAAAACAUCGUGAUUGGUAGUUGUUUCUUCUUGACUUUGAGGUCUUUAGACAUAUCAUGGUAGAGAAACAAUACCUAGUUGAUUUCUUGGACCUUCUUAAGGCUCCGUUCCAUGGAAGGGUCGUGGUCAACAAUGAAAUCAGUUACCACCUUCACAUGUCAAAAUUGUUCAAGCCUCAACCUUUUUGUUGCAUUUCCAUAAUUUCUUCUUCAUCUUCCUCAGUACUUUUUACCAACUCUUCCAAAUCCUCUUCUGUCAGUUCCUCUCCAUGCUCAUCAGUCAGCUCUGCCAUGUCUUCAGCAGCCAUGUCCACAAACCCCUCACCACCCAAUUGAUGUGCAUCACUUGCAAUGUCAUUCGCAUCCUUUACUAUGGAUGGAAAUCCCUGGAAGUUAUUCACACACUCAGGCCAUAAGGUUUGCCAACAACAUUCACAGUCUCAGGUUUGAGUUCAUUGAAUGCUUCACUGAUGUUGGUAAUGCAGUCUGCAAUGCUGUACUCCUUCCAACACUUGCUAACAUCAAGGUCAGGGUCUGCGUCCAUGGCACUACGGUUACGACCAAAAGAGCGUCAGAUGUAAUAUGCCUUGGAGGUACGUAUUACACCCUGAUUAAGAGGCUGAAUAAGAGCAGUGGUGUUAGGGGGUAGGAACACCACCUCUACUCCUGGAUGGCUAAACUGCAAAUUUUCUGGGUGGUCUUGAAUUCCAUCUUCUUGGAAGCAAGGUACUUUUCUACUUCUGGGACGAAGCAUUUAUGGAACUAUUCCAGGAAUGCUUACACAGUUACCCAUGCCUUUUUGUUGGACUGGCAAAAAGUUCUUGUUUUUACCCUUUGAAGCCCUAGGGUUUGCUAAGCGGUAAAGCAAGCCAGGUUUGAUCAUGUGACCAGCUGCCUCUCCUGCUUGUUUAUGUACGUUCUACCUGGCAUCUUAUUCCAAUAUAGACCGGAUUCGUCGGCAUUAAACACUUGCUCUGCUCUAUAGCCUUUCUCUUCUUUUAUUUUCUUUAACUUGGCAGGAAAUGCAUCUGUGGCUGUGUGGUCAGCUGAUGCGGCCUCCCCAGUCAGCUUCACAUUAUAGAGAGAGAAUUUUAUCUUAAAAUUCUCGAACCACCCUUUACUGGCACUAAAAGUUGGUUCAGUAGCUUCAUUAUCCCCUUCACCACCUGUUGACUCAUAAAAAUGGGCAUAAAGACUCUAAGCCUUCUCACGAAUCACGUUACUGUCGAUCAGAACAUUUUUGCGGUGCUGGUCCUCAAUCCAAAUGUUCAGUGCUUUUUCUCUUUUUACUGUGUUCUUGUUUCAAACAACCUGCGCCACUUUAGCACUUGCAGGAGCACUCGCUUGAACAGAAUCACGAAUUGCUUGUUUAUUCUUCCUUAUAUACCACACAUGGUUGAGUGCCAACAGAGGGAGAGGAGACGUUGCAGGCGUGUGGGGUGACUCAUUGCGCUGUGGGAAAAGGCUCGUAAGCUAGCCACCAUCUGCUUACAGCGAAUCGUCGAAAUCGCAAAUUGCAAACCCCCGUAUGGCAAGGGUCUACUGUACUGUACUGUGCAUUGCUAUAAGUUAGAGAUUCGGGUAUAGAGAAUGGAUGUCAGGUAGUUAUGGAAGUACAGGUACCGUAUUUAGUUCAAUCUGAAAAGGCAAAUAAGUUUUCCAUUUAUACUCAGUACAGUAGCUUCAUUAAAAAUAAAUAAUCUUGAAAGUAUUGUAAUUUAUCUGUUAUGAGGGGUAUUUCAUCAAAUAUUUUAAGUUAAUAUACAGAUUUCAUUGUUGGAAAUAACAUUAUUUCCUGUUAAGUUUAAAUUUAAUAAUAUGAAUACUGUUUUUUGUUUGUAAAAUUAUUUGCUGUAUAUGCAUUUAAACAUCUGCUGAA
Molecule: messenger RNA, 6340 nt
Organism: Homarus americanus (American lobster)
Lineage: Eukaryota; Metazoa; Arthropoda; Malacostraca; Decapoda; Nephropidae
Gene: Sardh
Product: sarcosine dehydrogenase, mitochondrial-like
Exons: 12
Coding region: 53-2740 (895 amino acids)
Cellular component (GO): mitochondrion
Molecular function (GO): protein binding; oxidoreductase activity
Source: RefSeq, a predicted model, not a curated record